Messenger RNA from Cucumis sativus (cucumber), 1930 nucleotides. Its product is annotated as protein JINGUBANG. Bases 72 to 1550 code for a protein of 492 amino acids. NCBI's taxonomy places the organism in Eukaryota, Viridiplantae, Streptophyta, Magnoliopsida, Cucurbitales, Cucurbitaceae. Gene Ontology annotation, molecular function: protein binding. The transcript has a single exon. The record is from RefSeq and is a predicted model, not a curated record.
UUACAAUAAAGGCCAUAGAAAAUAAAAAGAAAAAAAGGUUAAAAAAGUCUCCCACUGAUCCUUCUCUGUCUAUGAACAACCAAAGUAUCCGUUACACCCACCAUUCAAUUCCCUUUUUCCCCAACUUUAAUUUAAUAAUCCUACAAAUCAAACCUAUCCCAAUUCUUCAAUUCCUCCCAACGGAUUCAAAGAUUCCCUUCUUUUUCUUCACUCCUCCGCUCCCCCCCUCCCUUCUCCCUCUCUCUCUCUCUCUCUCUUCCAUGGAUCCUCCUGUAACAGAAGCUGCCACGCCAUUGUUGCACUCCACAAGCUCUGAAAGCAGCAGUGACGCUGACGACCACACUCCCCCGACUUCCUACCGAUUCCACUUCAAAGGCAUCAAAUUCCCUUGUGAUUUUCUCAACAAAUCCCCAUCUGGGUAUUCUUCAUAUCGCCCACUGGCUGUUCUCCCCGGCCACAUUGGCUCUGUUUCUUCUUUGGCUCUAUGUGGUGAGUUCAUUUUAAGCGCCUCGCAAGGGAAAGACAUAAUCGUAUGGCAGCAGCCGGACUUAAGGGUUUUCACUAGAUUCGGCCAUGGUGAAGGAUCGGUUAAGGCGGUGGUCGCCGUCGGGAACAGAGUCUUCACAGCUCAUCAGGACGGGAAAAUCAGAGUUUGGAAGGUUUCACGCAGGUCGGAGAACAAUUUCCGUCUCGUGAAUACUCUACCAACGGCGAAAGACUAUUUGGGUAAGUUUAUGAAACAAAGCAAUUAUGUUCAAACAAGAAGGCACCAUAAAAUCCUGUGGAUUGAACAUGCGGAUACAAUUUCUUGUUUAGCUGUUCAUAAUGGUCUGAUUUACUCUGGCUCUUGGGACAAAACCCUAAAAGUUUGGAGGGUUUCUGAUUUGAAAUGUUUAGAAUCCAUUAAAGCUCACGAUGAUGCCAUUAAUGGGGUUGUAGCUUGUAAUGGGAUUGUAUAUUCAGCUUCUGCAGAUGGGAAAAUCAAAGCAUGGGGAAGAAGAAAAAAAGAAGAAGAACAAGUAGAAGAAGAAAUGCAUAGUUUGUUAGGGAUUUUAGAGGGUCAUAAGGAUGUAUCAAUAAAUUCUGUGGUAGUUUCAAAUGAUGGGAAAUGGGUAUUUGGGGGAAUUUCAGAUGGGUUUUUAAUGGGAUGGGAAAAGAUUGGAGAAACAAUGAGUUGGAAAGUUGUUUGUGAGAAAAAAGCUCAUAAAAUGGCUGUCUUAUGUGUAUGUUUGACGGGGGAGUUUUUGUGCAGUGGAUCAGCUGAUAAGAGUAUUGGGAUUUGGAGAAGAGAAGCAUUUGGGAGACUGUGUAAAAUUGGGGUGAUAAAUGGACAUGAAGGACCAAUCAAAUGCUUACAAGCAGCUCCAAAUGGUGUGGGUGAGGGAUUCUUGUUGUAUAGUGGUAGCCUUGAUAAAAGCUUGAGAGUUUGGUGGGUUUCUAAAGCUUCUGCUUCAUCAUCUUCAUCAUCUUCAUCUUCUUCUUCUUCUUCAGCCAUGGGAGUUGGUGCUUUCGUUGCAGAGGAUUCGAAGAAGUCUAUCAUUUCCUUCUGAGUCAAGUUUUUGAAGUUGAAGCAUUGGUUGGGUUCUUUUAUUCAAGCCUUCAUUGCUUCAUAUUCCUUUUUCAUUUUUUUUCUCAGUAGAUGUGAAGAAGAAAUGGCAAGAUUAGGGUAAAGCAUAAUUGGGUUUUUUUGGCUUUUCUUUUAUUUAAUUCAUUUUUGGGUCAAAGCAACAUAAAUUUUUGAGUCAUUUGUAACAAAUUUUUUUGUGAAGAUACAAGUGUGGGAAAUCAUGGAAAUGUGUGAAGUCUUUGUAAUGUAUACCAAUUUAUUUGAAUGUAUAUUCUCUUUUACACUAUUUUGUUACAAGUUGUAAUAGUUGAGAAAAGGGAUUUCAAUAAACGAAACAGUCUGUUGUUGGUGUUGUAAAUAUUA